Molecule: messenger RNA, 2477 nt
Organism: Folsomia candida
Lineage: Eukaryota; Metazoa; Arthropoda; Collembola; Entomobryomorpha; Isotomidae
Product: DNA topoisomerase 1
Exons: 10
Coding region: 454-1956 (500 amino acids)
Source: RefSeq, a predicted model, not a curated record
GCAGAGUCGAUGAUGAAUGGCACAAACUAUUACAAGCUGCACAACAAAGUCUGGAAAAACUAGUUCUGGAAGCAAUUCAUCCCAUUAGCUGGAGCCAGCUUGCAGUUGACGUUGUACAAAAAUGCAGCAACCACCUCCAAACAUUGGUGGUCAUCAAUUUAUCGUCGCAAUUGGGAGAUUGUGCUAAUUGGCCGCUGGAUCUGAGCCUUCUUCGACACUGCACUGCCCUACAGUUCUUGUCAUUGUCUCAUCAACCUCGUCAACAGGAGGAUAAGUCCACCUUCCGUGUCGCCCAAAUGUUCGCAUUUUUCUCGCGCUCUAUGGCACACAGUUGAACUCAUUCAAAUCUUUUUUGUGCAACACGUUUUUUGCUCACUCUUCACAAACAGACAAAAGAGCUUUACAGUUUAUUCUAUUAAAAUAAAAAAAAUUUCAAAAAAUAAUAAUUUCAAAAUGGGCGGAGAUUCGUUUGCAAAGUGGGCCGCUAAACAACCUCCCCCCAAAUCAACGAUAUUAUCGUUUUUCAAGCCAAACAACAUUCCCAGUAGCUCAUCAGCGUCAUCUUCGUCAGCCGCUCUCCACGACGGUGACCAAGUCGAUGUUGCCGAUGAUUCCGGGUUUGACAUGAGCACGACGUCGUCGUUAGAUGAUUCCAUCGCAUCUUUAAAUGAUGAACGUUUAAGCAGCGCUCCAUCAUCAUUGACAACUGCUAACGACUCGGAUGAUGAUUACGAAGAUGAAGAUGUUGAUUCUGAUGGCGAGGACAAGGACAUUCAAGAUGUAUCAUAUGACGACGAUGAUUUCGAGAAUCCGCCCCCAGAAAAACUGACGAAGAAAAAUGUGGAACCAACAGCUGGGACUAGUUCUGGGGCCGGAGAGGAGGAAAAACCUCACAUGAAGUUCGGCAAGUUGGCCAAUAAAGAAGGUCUUCAGAUUCCGAGAGAAAAGCUGUUGGAUUUCUACGAACGUUCCAGUUCCACUCUUAUAAGAGAUGACGACCUUCUUCGACAACUUAAAUACGAUGCACGAUACGGUGAAAAACAAGAAAUGUUCUUCGCAAAAACACCCAUUGGCAAAAGGAAUAAGUUUACCGGGUAUUACAUUAAGGAGGGAUCACAGUUUAAAAGUGCGGGGCCUCGGGCGCUGACUACCAUGAAAGAUGGUGUUACAAAUAAUCGCGUCCGAGACGAAGAGGAAAAUCGAGCAAGGAUUCGACAAGCUAAAACCAAAAGGUACAAUGACGCUCCAGAGUUAGAAGUGUUUUAUAUUGGGUGCGCUUCCAACCGCACAGAGGAACAAUUAGUGGAUUACUUCACCUGGCACCCACGCAUGGGACCCAUCCCACUUGGAUCGAGGACAUCCGAGUCUAAAUUGUAUACAGGAGUGCAUAAUGGACAUAUGCAAGGAUUUCUGGGGGUUAGAGACAAUCAUCCCAACGACAAGAACUCAAAAUUCAGGCUGGAGUCCAAGUUGGCAAAACCCAACCCCAAAAGUAUGUGGCAAUUCAUGUACCGCAUGUGCGAGAGUCGGACCACAAGGGAACUCGCAGAGUCAUUUGCUAUGAAACAUUCCAGAGCGUUUAACAAGAGAUAUGGAGUUGAGGAACACAUUAUCACCCCAGUUCGCAAACUAGGAUCGGUGUCGUUGGAGGCGAAAGCGGUUAAAUAUGCUAACGACGGGAUUCCACUCAUCACCUUCGACCCCGACUGGGAUCGAUCCCUUGAGAAUAAAUAUUGGACUCUGGACGAGCUCACGGACCUCCCCCUCAAGAUCGGCCGGAACGAGCUCGUCAAGAUUUGGGAUUCCAAUAGACCCAAAGAUAGGGCACACGUUUUUCCUCGCCUUUCCAACACUCAGGAUCUGUUGGAUAAAUUUCCAAAUCCCCCCCUGUCAUUUUUUGAUGGAAAGAUUGACCAUUACGACGAAUACUUGGCUAUUAUUGAAUCUCGCAAAUAAUAUUAUUUACAUGUUGGACUUGUGGAAGCCUACCUCCAAACCUACGUCAGCUUUCUCUAGCACAUUUUUGCCUCAGGUUAGCCUAAUCUUGGGCCGCAUCAAGAGUUGACCAUUUUGUUAAAACAACAACACCUGGAAACUCUGAAACUCAGCUAUUGGACAGACGGUGAGCGUCGCCUCGUCCCCUUUUUGUGCAGCAUCAACUUUAUCAUGGACAUGGGAUUGAGCCCGUUGAAAACCAUCCGCCUCGUAGAAUCCAAGUCGGUGAUGGCAAGCGUGAACAAGGAAUUGCAUAGAAUGAAGGCUAAUCAUUACUCUAUUUCUACUGCCCACCGAGAAAAUUCGGAGACGAUGAUUACAGUGGAAAAAGUUUCCAAUAAUUUCAAUUGAUUUCUGAUGCAUAAAUAUCAGUGAGAACCAAAGUUUUAUAAUUAUACACAUCAAUAAAUGUGCAUGUAUACAUUUUGUCCCGUAUUUAAGCCCCCUAUAUAAAUAAAAGGCGAGAGUUUGUAUAAACCUUA